AUGGCAGCAGCCCCGAGCCUCAAGCAAUCUCCUUGCCCUCCGGCCUCAACGCCCGUGCCCUUGGAGGUGCGGGUGGUGCAAGAGAGCGGCUGUGAUGCCUCCGCGGCUUGGUCCGAAGUGCCUGAUGAGCCUCUGCCGUUGCCGCAGAUCGCCGGUCGAGUGGGACAGGGCGACCUCGGGGGUGACGUGUCGUGCAUCGCACCGGCCGCUUCACAGGGCAAGCUGCUCCAGGCCAUGCCACGAUUCAUGCAGACGAUGUCGCAGGAGGACGGGCCGGACAUUCCGAUUAUUCUGCCGAUGGAAAGCAGCGGACAACACUGCCUGGACGUGCUGACCUGCCUCUGCGCAAUCAUGGCCGUGCUCUGCUUCUGCGGCAUCAUCGUCUGUGUGGUGAUGUUAGUUUUUAAUGAGACGAUGCCAUUUAUGUGUCCUUCUCACCACGUUGCUUGCCAGGCUUUGGAGCACUCGGCAAAUCCCCGCUUCCGAGCGACGGUUCUGGCGGUGUUCACCCUCAUGGUGGUCUGCCUUCCUCUGGCCUUGGCUUCGUGCCAGGGCCAGUGCAUAUGCUUGCGGGUGUUCUUGCGAGACGAUGGGCUCGUUUCCCAAAUCAAGCGCUGUCGUGAUGCCUGCUUCAAGCGUCUUCUGGCGGCGCCGGCGGAGAUCGCCAGGAGGGUGCGCUCUCUUCGCUCCAAGAAGCACGCUUCACACGGCCGGGACGGCCGUGUGCACCCGAGCCAGGAGGGGCCAAGGCAGCUUCCGACGGUCUGCUUCGGUGCUCAUGGUGUUCAGGACUUUAGCAACUUGGCCAUCGUUCCCGCUCCACAGCUGGCCCACACCGGCUCAAGAGCCAAGCAAAUGCUAGAAGGCUUCCCGAAACGCUGGCGCCAGAUUACGACAUUGCCUUUCCGCGAGCUGAUCGAACUCAGCCCUUCAGAGGGUGAGGGUGCCGAAGUUGCAGCCCUAGUUCUGAGUGACAGAACGUGGCACCGACCCCCACGUUGCGAGCAGGUGCUCCGCAUUGAGAACUCCAAUGCCUGGGCAGCCUACACUGCCCGGAAAACUCAGCUCCUCUCCAGACGUAACUGGUCUGGUGAGGAGGAUCUGCCACUGGCUUCUCCCGGCCGCCUGGAUUUCUGCACAGACGAGCUGGACAUCCGGCUCAACGAGCAGUUCCUUCUUUGCGGCACGACUGUCGAGCUUGCGGAGUAUGCGCAAGCCACCGGGGAGGUAGUGGCCAGCCACGAGUGCUCGCGGCACCAGCUACAGCAAUCCCUGGGUGGCGGCAUCCACUUCUGCUACCAAGGCUUCAUCGCACAUGAGCAGGCAGCAGAUGCUGGGUACAGCCGCGACGGCCUCGAGAGCCCUUGGGCUGUCUUGGUUUGCCGGGUGCUGGUUGGCAGGCCAUUGCGACACAGCGGCCGCCGUGGCGGCCCGCGGCUCCAGCGUGACUGGGAAAGCGGCCGCUUCGGAAGCCUCCUCCUUGGCGAUGAGACCUGUCGCAUGGAGAUCUUCAUUCCACUGGAUGCCAUAGCAAGCGUUUACCCGGAAUAUGAUGCAUCAAAGACGCCACGGCGGCACGGUGGUGAUCCUGCGGUAAGUCGUUCAGGCCAUGUCGUUCAGGUUGAACAUUGCCUGGUUCCGAAUCGCAGGGCCUUGCAGAGAGAAGAAUUAGAGGAGUUCUCCUCUCUGGCAGGAUACCUAGGCAUGAGGCCUAACGGCCUCAUGGAUGGAUUCAGCUACUUCGAUGCCUCUGGGUUCGUUCUACAGCCGGGUUGUGCUAAGUUCACGAACUUUGACGAUGACUGGACCUCACACGAUCUUUUGCGUUCCAACGCUUCAGCGCGUAACAUGCUGAAGUCGGUGCACAGUCUCAGCACCACCUUGGGCCUUCAUCCGGUGACAUGGCUGGAUUGGGUCUAUGGGAACACGACCGUCUUUCGCUUUCCCGGCACCGAAGGCCAUGUGGCCCUCACAAUUGACGACGGCCUUUGUCGCAAUGGGGCUUCCAGCUCGAUGAUCGCGGAGGUAAGGCAGCUUCUGAAGGAACAUGGUGCCAAAGCGACCUUUUUCCUUUGCUCCGACUAUGUGAACGGAUUUGAAGACGAUGCAAAAGAGCUUUUGGCAGAUGGUCACGAGUUCGCCAACCACUGCCCUUCGGACGGGGUGGACUACUACAACAUGUUGCCGGAGCAAUUCGAAACGGAACUGCUGAAGACCUCUCAGAAGAUUCAGGAGGUGAGUGGGAAUGUUCCCCGCUGGUUCCGUGCACCUCAAGGAAGGUACUCUGGCACCAUGCAUGGGGCCGUAUCGAAGCACGGCAUGCACCACGCCCUGGGCGACUGCUACUGCGACGACUGGGCCGUUGAG
This is a messenger RNA of Symbiodinium necroappetens, 2367 nucleotides long. NCBI's taxonomy places the organism in Eukaryota, Dinophyceae, Suessiales, Symbiodiniaceae. The record is from the annotation of a GenBank genome assembly.